Penicillium riverlandense is the source of this 1908-nucleotide messenger RNA. RefSeq names its product histone deacetylase RPD3 (gene rpdA). The record is from RefSeq and is a predicted model, not a curated record. Bases 1 to 1908 code for a protein of 635 amino acids. The transcript has 4 exons. Lineage: Eukaryota; Fungi; Ascomycota; Eurotiomycetes; Eurotiales; Aspergillaceae. Gene Ontology annotation, molecular function: histone deacetylase activity.
AUGGCUGCUGAGCCGCUCUUGACCCCCUCCGGGGUCAACAACAAGAAGGUGGCCUACUUCUACGACUCCGAUGUGGGCAACUAUGCCUACGUCUCGGGCCACCCAAUGAAGCCUCACCGUAUAAGGAUGGCACACAGCUUGGUCAUGAACUAUGGCCUAUACAAGAAGAUGGAGAUAUACCGUGCCAAACCUGCUUCCAAAUACGAGAUGACCCAAUUCCACACGGACGAGUACAUUGACUUUUUGUCGAAAGUUACCCCCGACAACAUGGAUAACUUCUCGAAGGAGCAGAGCAAAUACAACGUGGGUGAUGACUGCCCGGUUUUUGACGGUCUGUUCGAAUUCUGCGGGAUCAGCGCCGGCGGCAGUAUGGAGGGUGCGGCGCGGCUCAACCGCAAUAAAUGUGAUAUCGCCGUGAACUGGGCGGGUGGCCUGCACCAUGCCAAAAAGAGCGAGGCUAGUGGCUUCUGCUACGUAAAUGACAUUGUCCUCGGAAUUCUCGAGCUUUUGCGCUUCAAGCAGCGCGUUCUUUACGUUGACAUCGAUGUUCACCAUGGCGAUGGUGUCGAGGAGGCCUUUUAUACCACGGACCGCGUCAUGACCGUUUCUUUCCAUAAGUACGGCGAGUACUUCCCCGGCACCGGCGAGCUACGCGACAUCGGUGUUGGACCGGGCAAAUACUACGCUGUGAACUUCCCUCUUCGCGAUGGCAUCAAUGAUGAGUCUUACCAGAGCAUCUUCGAACCCGUGAUCAAAAGCGUCAUGGAGUGGUACCGCCCUGAGGCGGUUGUUCUGCAGUGCGGUGGCGACAGUCUGUCGGGUGAUCGGCUAGGCUGCUUCAACCUGAGCAUGCGUGGACAUGCCAACUGCGUCAACUACGUCAAGAGCUUUAACCUGCCCACCCUGAUCCUUGGUGGCGGUGGCUACACCAUGCGCAACGUGGCACGUACAUGGGCUUAUGAGACGGGUAUUCUCGUUGGAGAGGGUCUGGGAUCCCACCUGCCAUUCAACGAUUACUACGAGUAUUUCGCUCCCGACUAUGAACUGGACGUCCGUCCCUCCAACAUGGACAAUGCGAACACAAGAGAGUAUCUGGACAAGAUUCGCAACCAGGUGGUCGAGAAUCUCAAGCGCACUGCUUUUGCUCCUUCGGUCCAGAUGACGGAUGUGCCGCGUAACCCGAUGGUGGAGGGUAUGGAUGACGAUGCGGACGAUAUCCUUGAUGAUCUGGACGAAGAUGAGAAUAAGGACAAGCGUUUCACCGAGCGACGAUUUGAUCAAUUCGUCGAGAAGGUUGGUGAACUCAGCGACAGCGAGGAUGAGGAAACAAGCGCUGCCAACGGUGUUCGUCGCCAGCCAGGUGCUGUUCGCCGCCGCAACAUAGCCAACUACCGCAACCUGGAUACCCUUGAGUCUGGUAUGGACAGCGGCAUUGCGACCCCGCAGGAAGCCUCGUCUGUUGCCGAUGGGGAUGUUGGCACCGGUCUUGACACCAAUAUGACUGACGCUCCACGAACUGAGCCCGAAACCGGUGCUGCUCCAGAUUCAGCAGAGUUAACCUCGCAGGCUGAAGGGACCCCGGCCGAUGCUGACCGUAUGGUCGUCGAGAGUGAAGGUCCGACUGCGAUCUCCCAGCAGCCCUCCCCUCCUCAGAACGAUGAAGACAUCAAUAUGGAUGAUGCCGGUCCUGCGACUACCGAGGGAGCUGCUGAUACUGCCGAACCCAAGGAGGAGAAACCGGCUGGCGAGGUCUCGUCCACGCAACCUACCUCUCCUCCGCACGCCCAGUCUCCUGCAAAGGACGUCUCCGAAGCAGCGGCAGAGAAGACCGAACCCGCUCCCGGUGCAGAAACCGAAGCUUCCAAGGAGACCGCUGUCGAGGAAGUGGCCACCAAGCAGGAGGAAUAA